This is a messenger RNA of Mastomys coucha (southern multimammate mouse), 882 nucleotides long. RefSeq names its product 3 beta-hydroxysteroid dehydrogenase/Delta 5-->4-isomerase type 4-like. The transcript has 3 exons. The coding region runs from base 1 to 882 and encodes 293 amino acids. Gene Ontology annotation, molecular function: 3-beta-hydroxy-Delta5-steroid dehydrogenase (NAD+) activity. NCBI's taxonomy places the organism in Eukaryota, Metazoa, Chordata, Mammalia, Rodentia, Muridae. The record is from RefSeq and is a predicted model, not a curated record. Gene Ontology annotation, biological process: steroid biosynthetic process.
AUGUUGGCAAUGUCAGAGCCACAAGACAUUUGCCAAGUCUUCAGACCAGAAACCAAGGAGGAAUUCUCUAGUACCCAGAACUUAUUGGAGUCCUGUGUUCAAGCCAGUGUACCAGCCUUCAUCUUCUGCAGCUCAGUUGGUGUUGCAGGGCCCAACUCCUACAAAAAGAUUGUCCUGAAUGGCCAUGAGGAAGAGCAUCAUGAAAGCACAUGGCCUGAUCCAUACCCAUACAGCAAAAAGAUGGCUGAGAAGGCAGUGCUGGCAGCCAAUGGGAGCAUCCUGAAAAAUGGUGGCACUUUGUAUACUUGUGCCUUAAGGCCCAUGUACAUUUAUGGGGAGAGAUGUCCAUUCAUUUUGAAAAUAAUAAUUACAGCACUCAAAAAUAAGGGUAUUCUGAGUGCUACUAGCAAAUUCUCCAUAGCCAACCCAGUGUAUGUAGACAAUGUGGCUUGGGCACACAUUCUGGUGGCCAGGGGCCUUCGAGACCCCAAGAAGUCACCAAAUAUCCAAGGGCAGUUCUACUACGUCUCAGAUGACACCCCUCACCAAAGCUAUGAUGAUUUAUAUUAUACCCUGAGCAAGGAGUGGGGUUUCCACCUUGAUUCCAGCUGGAGCCUUCCUCUGCCCCUGCUCUACUGGCUUGCCUUCCUGCUGGAAACUGUGAGCUUCCUGCUGAGUCCAGUCUACAGGUAUCGACCUCUCUUUAACCGCCACUUGGUCACACUAGCAAAUAGCACGUUCACUUUCACCUACAAGAAAGCUCAGCGAGAUCUGGGCUAUGAGCCACUUAUCAGCUGGGAGGAAGCCAAACAGAAAACCUCAGAGUGGAUCGGGACACUAGUGCGGCAGCACAGGGAGACACUGGACACAAAGUCUCAGUGA